AUGGCAAGCCUUCACCCAUUCGACCCCAUCACCCCUGGGGAAAUCCAAUUGGCCGUUUCCGUCUUGGAGCCCGCCUUCCCCGGUGUCAAGCUGCGCUACAAGCGCAUUGAUCUCCAGGAACCAGCCAAACAUGAAGUCGUCCCAUACCUCGAGGCUGAGCGGCUGGGUCAAGUGCGCCCUCGCAAGCCGGCUCGCUUGUUGGUGGUCCUCUUCCACCGUCUCGACAACGGUUCUUUCUUCAAGGCCUUGAUCAACGCCGACACCAAGUCUAUCGCGUCGGCGAAGGAGCUGCCCAAGGAUGUCCAGGGCCCAGUGGAUAUCGACGAGAUGAUCGAGAUUGAACAGCUCUGUCUCAGUCAUCCGGCCGUCAAAACGGAGAUUGAGAAGUUGAAGCUUCCGGCUGGUCACACCGUGUGCUUGGAUCCUUGGAUCUACGGCACUGAAGAUGCCAAAGAGACCCGCCGCCUGUUCCAGUGCUAUAUGUACAUUGUGGCCACCGAUCAUCCCCAGAACAACCAGUAUUCCUUGCCUUGCCAAUUCUCUCCAGUCUUUGAUGGCAUCACCCGCGAGCUUGUUCGCAUGGACUAUCUGCCUGGUGGCGCGAACGCCGAGACGAAUGAGACUCAGCCGUGGAAGCCAGUGCCUGCUGUUCAGUAUGCUCAUGACUUGCUUGAUGAACCCUUGCGUACGGACCUUAAGCCCUACAUUGUUCAGCAACCAGAGGGUGCGUCGUUUAACGUCAUUGGCAAUGCUGUGUCAUGGCAGAAAUGGCGCUUCAGAGUGGGCUUUAACAAUCGGGAGGGUCUGGUCCUUCACAAUGUGACCUACGAUGGUCGCAACACCUUUUACCGACUCUCCUUCUCUGAGAUGACGGUGCCUUACGGCGACCCUCGUCCUCCAUACCACCGCAAACAAGCCUUUGAUGUCGGUGAUGUCGGCUUUGGUAUCACAGCUAACCAGCUCACCCUCGGCUGCGAUUGUCUCGGACACAUCAAGUACUUCGAUGGCUACCGCACCGACGCACAAGGAGAACCCAUCCAACUCAAGAAUGUCAUCUGCAUGCACGAGCAAGACAAUGGCCUCCAACAUAAGCACACAAACUACCGCAGCGGUGCAGCCACAGUCGUCCGCAACCGUCAACUGGUGGUCCAGAUGAUCUGCACAGUCGCCAACUACGAAUACAUCUUCGCAUUCAUUCUCGACCAAGCAGCCAACAUCGAGCUCGAAGUGCGAGCAACCGGAAUUCUCUCCACGGUUCCCUUCGACAACCAAAAUGGAGAGACAGUCCCAUGGGGUACGAACGUUGGACCGGGCGUCAUGGCUCCCUUCCAUCAGCAUAUGUUCUCCCUCCGUAUCGACCCGGCGCUCGACGGCUUCAAAAACACAGUCUAUUACGAAGAUAGCGUGCCGAUGCCCGAAAAUGACACCAACCCUUACUUGGUCGGCUACACCGCUGAGAAGAAUGUCAUGAAGACUAGCGGCAGCGCCUCGACCAGCGUUGAGCGUCACCGCGUGUUCAAGAUCCGUAAUGACCACAUAAUCAACCCUAUCACACACCACCCUAUCGCCUAUAAGCUGCAAACCUCGCCAAGCCAGAUGCUCCUCGCACACCCAGAUUCAUUCGGUUCGAAGCGCGCGCGCUUUGCUACCCGCCCUAUCUGGGUGACCAAAUAUCAAGAUGAUGAGCUCUUCGCUGCUGGCGAGUUCACGAACCAGAGCAAGAAGUCUGAAGGGGUUGAAGUAUGGGCUGGACGAAAUGAUACCAUUGAGGAUGAAGACCUUGUUCUGUGGCAUACUUUCGGUCUCACUCAUAACCCGCGUAUCGAGGACUUCCCGGUCAUGCCCAUGGAGCGUGUGAGCGUCAUGCUCAAGCCAGAUGGAUUCUUCACCAAGAACCCUGCGCUGGAUGUGCCGGCUUCCAGUCAGUCAUUCAACAAGUCGACCUUGCAUCCUGAGCCGUCUUGCUGUGCUACUCCUACAAAGCCCAAGAUGUAG
Molecule: messenger RNA, 1995 nt
Organism: Penicillium antarcticum
Lineage: Eukaryota; Fungi; Ascomycota; Eurotiomycetes; Eurotiales; Aspergillaceae
Exons: 3
Coding region: 1-1995 (664 amino acids)
Biological process (GO): amine metabolic process
Molecular function (GO): copper ion binding; quinone binding; primary methylamine oxidase activity
Source: RefSeq, a predicted model, not a curated record